Chinchilla lanigera (long-tailed chinchilla) is the source of this 737-nucleotide messenger RNA. RefSeq names its product coiled-coil domain-containing protein 86-like. The record is from RefSeq and is a predicted model, not a curated record. NCBI's taxonomy places the organism in Eukaryota, Metazoa, Chordata, Mammalia, Rodentia, Chinchillidae.
AUGGUGGACGGGAUGGAUGGGGACACGGUGAUGUUCGCACAGACCUGCCUUUCCUGGGUUGGCACCGGGCAACAGCACUCACCACAUGCUCGUGAAAUCGUAUCUCAUAAAGCCUCAAAGAGGACUUUCAGAACUGCUUCAGAAUGUGGCCAGAAUCCCCUGCAGGGACAAGGCAGGUCUCUUGGUUCUGAACCCCCAGCUGUUGGCUCGGCGAGCAGUGCACAGUUAGAAUUCCAGAGUCCACCAGCGGACGCGCGAGUGAGUGAUCAAAGCCUCAGAAUACUCCCGGUGGGUCUCCCAGGGGCAACGCGCGGGCACCGGGCACGCCCCUGGACACCUCGCUUUCACACAUCAGGACCACACGACGUGAGAAGCGACCUGGAAGCAGCCGAGGGCGGUCCCAAGCGGGAAGCGGUUCCGUCAGAAGGCUGGCAACGUCCUAGGUCGCCUUGCUGCUCCACCGCGCCUGCCCACCGUCCUACUCGGUGCUCGCGGGGUGCAGAGGAUUCCGCGUUCGUGAGGGGGCUUUCUGCACCUCCACGGCAGAGCCUCGCCUUCCCUCGAUUUUCAACACCGAGUCGGCCACGGCUCCCUGUUCAGUUUCCCACCGGGGUCAAAACCCCGAAGUCCUUUCUGGACUCGGAGCGGAGGCCGAGGGCGGUCCCGCGUGUGGAAGGGCUGUCCGGCCGCGGGGUCCGGGUGCCAGCGCGGGACCGGGGCGCAGGGGCACCGCCCAC